AUUUUCAGAAAAUAGAUAUAUUGGUGUCGGCCGAUUGGUCCCUGGAAAUUUGCCUCAUGCAGUUUUGGAGGAAUUAAUCAUUCACGUUGCAGUUGUACGAACAGUAAACCAGAACGAUGUCGCGUCUUUGCCUGCUCAUCGCCACGGCCGUGGUCGUAUUUCAGACGUUGAUCUCCUCGUCGACGUCGGAGUUCGUCUUUGAUGAUAUCUUCAACGACCCCGAACGCGACACCUUCCUCCGGGGAACCUUUCCCGAGGGAUUCAUCUGGGGUGCCGCUACGGCAGCUUAUCAGAUCGAAGGGGCAUGGGACGAAGACGGAAAAGGGCCAAACGUCUGGGACACCUUCACACACAUCCCGGGGAAGACUUACUUCGAUCAAAAUGGCGACGUCGCCUGCGACAGCUAUCACAAUCUAGAACGCGACGUCGAGAUGGUGAAGGAGCUCGGUCUGACCCACUACCGGUUCUCCCUUUCGUGGUCGAGAAUAUUCCCGACCGGUUUCACCCAUCAGGUGAAUCCCGCAGGUGUGCAGUACUACCAUCGCCUGAUCGAUGCCCUCCUUGAAGCUGGUAUCCAGCCUGCUGUCACCCUUUAUCAUUUCGACCUUCCUCAGAUGCUAGAGGAGCUCGGUGGAUGGGAGAAUGAGAUGAUGGUCCUUUACUUUCAGGCAUACGCAGACUUUUGUUUCAAUGAAUUCGGUGAAAAGGUAAAACUCUGGUUUACGAUCAAUGAGCCCAAAGUGAUCGCCAUUCAAGGGUACGAGGCGGGAAUCUUCGCACCGGGCAAGACGCGUCCAGGUUACGGCACCUACCGCGUCGUGCAUACCAUGCUGAAGGCGCAUGCGCGUGCCUGGCACACUUACGACCAGAAAUACCGCGCAGCGCAGGGCGGGAAAAUCUCCAUCGUGUUCAACUCGUUCUGGUCUGAGCCCGCCGAUCCGGAGAACCAGGCAGACGUCGAGGCUGCGGAUAGGAUGAGGUUGUUUGAGCUCGGCUCCAUGGCAAACCCAAUUUUCGGAAACGGAGAUUAUCCGCAGCUCGUUAAGGAUGUAGUAGGUAAUAUGAGUCGUGCUCAGGGUCUGACCUUGUCUCGUGUGCCUUCAUUCACUCCUGAAGAACAACAGCUAAUCAGAGGCACUGCUGAUUUCUUUGGACUAAACCACUACUCAACAAGGUUUGUCGCCUACAAAAAACCCGAGUUCAACCCGGUCCCUACGGUAUACGAUGAUUUCCAGGCCGAAUUCAGUUCCGAUCCGGCCUGGCCACAAGCUGCAUCAGAAUGGUUAAAGGUUGUUCCAUGGGGCUUCCGUCGUCUGCUAAACUGGAUCAAGAAUACAUAUGGUGACGUACCUAUUUACGUCACAGAGAAUGGUGUAUCUCUACCAGAUGGUCCAAUGGAUCUAGAGGACGAUCUUAGGACAAAGUACUACCGAUCGUAUAUAAAUGAAGCUCUCAAAGCAUCAAAACUAGAUGGUGUUAAUCUGCAGGGAUAUUUCGCUUGGACUUUACUAGACAACUUUGAAUGGGCGUCGGGAGUCAGCGAACGCUUCGGCUUGUACCACGUGGAUUUCAACGACCCUGCGCGUACCCGUCGCGCCAAAAACUCGGCGCAAAUCUUCACUCAAAUUGUGAAAGAUAAUGGAUUCCCGCCUAACGAAGAGGGAAAGGUUGAACUAUAAACACAUUUGUUAUGAAAUAUAUGAAAUAAGUAAUAGUAUUUGGAAUUCAUGAGUUCGGAUUGCUCUUGGUUUGGAGAAUUUCCUACAGACUAGAGCCGUUACGUCCCGCUUUACAUAGGCAACUUUUCGUGACGCAACUCCCGUUGCUCACCGUUCUUUAUGCUUUCAAAUCUUAUGUGCUUGGGCAUAACAGCAAUAUAUUUUCUUAUUUUCUGAGAAGUUGCGUCGCUAUUCCAAAGCUUCACAGUAAUUUGGAGCAUAUGGUAAGUCCAAAAACAAUGCGAAAAUCACUAGCAAUUCCCUCUAUGAUAGAAGGCCCAAUCGGACUUUAUCUUCAUGUCCAUAGUCAUAUAACAUUAUCGUCCUUGAUUCCAUCAACACAAAAACUGCGAUCGAUGGAAAACCAAAUUUCAUUCAGUUUAAUCAAUGUUGAGUAAUCAUUUUUCAACAUAACUAUUGUAUGAUUUUGUGAAUUUAUAUUGGUGAUAAGUGGUUAAUUGUUACUGAAUUUAUCCACUGUAUAUGAUUAUGUUAAUACCAUGACAUUUUGUACGAUUAUUUGUAAUAAUUAUUUGUCUUUUGUGAACAGUGUUUUGUUAAUAUAUAAUUGUAAUAUUUUAUAAUGUAC
Lytechinus variegatus (green sea urchin) is the source of this 2307-nucleotide messenger RNA. Its product is annotated as cytosolic beta-glucosidase-like. The transcript is spliced from 9 exons. The record is from RefSeq and is a predicted model, not a curated record. Gene Ontology annotation, molecular function: hydrolase activity, hydrolyzing O-glycosyl compounds. Lineage: Eukaryota; Metazoa; Echinodermata; Echinoidea; Temnopleuroida; Toxopneustidae. Bases 117 to 1679 code for a protein of 520 amino acids. Gene Ontology annotation, biological process: carbohydrate metabolic process.